Molecule: messenger RNA, 873 nt
Organism: Pistacia vera
Lineage: Eukaryota; Viridiplantae; Streptophyta; Magnoliopsida; Sapindales; Anacardiaceae
Product: wall-associated receptor kinase-like 8
Exons: 3
Coding region: 1-873 (290 amino acids)
Molecular function (GO): polysaccharide binding
Source: RefSeq, a predicted model, not a curated record
AUGGCCAUUAAUCAUCCUCAUUUGUUGUUGUUGCAGAUCAUAAUCAGUUUGUUACUCUGGACAAUCAAUUUCAAAGCAUCAGAAGCUUCAUGUCCAACGAGUUGUGGUAAAGUCCAAAUAAACUAUCCCUUCGGAAUUGGAGCAGGCUGCUUCUUCAAUGAAUGGUUUGAAAUAACCUGCAACAGCUCUUCUACUCCCUCUGGACAACCUUUCUUGACGAAGAUGAAGCUGAAACUAGCAGAAGACACCGCUGCUAUGAGCUUCGGGAUAGGCGUCGAAAUGCCUGCAAUUUCUUUAAAAAACACCUCUACAGGUAUUAACCUUACAGACUCACCAUUUUUCUUUACAAGUAAGCACAAUAGCUUUAUUGCCACUGGUUGUAAAAAGUAUGCGAAGAUCGACAAAACUGAUGAGAGUGGUUCAACAACUGGUGGGUGUCUGACAAUUUCUGCUUGUGAUCCUCUAAAAGUAAACACAGAAGGUUGCUAUGAUUUCAUAUGCCCCGUUGCUUCAAAUACUACGUUUGAUUAUGGAAUCGUAUCAAAGCUUUAUUCAAAGAUCUCCCAGAAUUGCAAAUCUGCCUACAUUCUUGACCAAAAUUGGGUCAUGACAAAUUACGUAAACGACCGCACUGUUCUGAGAAAAACAGAAUAUCAGAAGGCCGCUCCUGCAAUACUGGAAUACGGAACAUGGCAAUGCAUUCAAAAUUCACCUCCGUGUGAACAUCCUGGAGUUUUUAAAACCAAAGUUCUGGCUUUUGAUCUUUUAUCUUGUGAAAGUGGCACUGGCAAUCCCCCCAAGAUUACAAGAGGUUAUGGACUGCGAUAUGGGUUACAGGUGCUUGGUGUUCUAAGUGUUCUUAAAGAAUAUUAA